Molecule: messenger RNA, 1511 nt
Organism: Lolium perenne
Lineage: Eukaryota; Viridiplantae; Streptophyta; Magnoliopsida; Poales; Poaceae
Product: BTB/POZ and MATH domain-containing protein 2-like
Biological process (GO): protein ubiquitination
Molecular function (GO): protein binding
Source: RefSeq, a predicted model, not a curated record
UUCCCUAGACAUGAAAGUGACCCUUAUAGAAAGCUAUUUGGCAUUGGCAUCGCUGGAACAGAAUAAAAUGUUCUUUUAGUUCAAGUGGUAGGAAAUUUACUUUGUUUCACACAAAAAAACAAGAUCCGAGGACGGCUUUCCCAAGAAGCUUCCCUUGUAAUAAACUAUUAAUUAUGCUAUGAGAUAAUUAUAUUUCAGGCCAGUUCUUGCUCAUCGCUGCUACAUUGUACUGAUAUACUCUUGCAUCCCCUCGCAUAAACAUUCGAUCUCCCCUGCCACUGUCCGGCCUUGGCCAUGGAAAAUGUCUGCACCACAAGCAUCACCGGUGUUGCGCGCUUGGUGCAUCUGCUCAAGAUCGAAGGCUUUAGCACGACGGUGACCAUGAAAAGUAAGGAGAGCAUCAGAUCCAGAUGGCACAUCUGUGGGUUCGACUGGGAAAUCCGUGUCUACCCUACAGCCGAGUUCAGUGGGUACCACUAUCCUGCAGUAGCACUGCAGCUCGUCUUCCUCGGUGGAUCCCGCGGGAGCUGCUCCAGGGCGAACUUAGGCUGUCAGGUGAUCGAUCCGACAGGAAAGAUUAUGCCGUCAGAAGAAAAUAGCGUGAUGAAAAGGUUCCACCGUCCCAAACAACACUCGGAUUUGCUCAAGCUCAUGUUUCGAGAAGGUCCAGGAGGACUAGCAGCAUCAGGGUAUCUCAAGGAUGAUACUCUGACGGUGCGAUGCACCAUCACGGUGGCCGAUGACAUACCAAUACCAACUAUCGCAGCUGCUACAGAAGAGAUCGUGCUGCCAUCCACCAACUUCCAUCAGCAGUUCGGUGAGCUCCUGCGGAGCGGAACUGGGGCGGACGUCACGUUUGUUGUGUCCGGUGAAUCCUUUCCUGCACACAAGCUCAUACUAUCUGCGAGGUCGCCGGUUUUCAUGGCGGAGUUCUUCGGACAGAUGAAGGAGAAGUGUUCGGAACAUGUGGAGGUCAAGGACAUGGACAGGGCAGUGUUCAAGGCCAUGCUUCACUUCAUCUACACCGACACCGUGCCUGAGCUUGAUCAACGGCUCGAGGAGGUGACCACAAUGGCUCAGCAUCUACUUGUAGCCGCCGACAGGUACGGGCUCGACAGGCUCAAGCGGAUCUGUGAAGGCAAGCUCUCCGGUGGGAUCUCCGUCGACACGGCAGCUACAACUUUGGCCUUAGCUGAGCAGCACAACUGUUCGCAGCUCAAGGCCAAGUGCGCGGAGUUCAUCGUAAGCACUCCUGCAGUUCUUGAUGCUGUCCUGGCAACGGAGGGGUAUAAGCACCUCGCAACAAGCUGCCCUUCGGUGCUAGCUGACCUACUCAAGUCAAGCCUGCGUGUGGGUGGAAGAACUGAUGCAUAAUUAGGUGCUACUUGAGGUACAAAGUAUGACGGUGCAUAUAAUCUGUGGUUUGUGCUUGUCAAUUGUCAUGUCUAGUUAACUUAUGUCCUGUCUUUCUAACAAACAGAAGUUCAGCUAGGUACGUCUGUAUAUGCUUG